AUGGAGACGUGGCACAGGGAGAUUCUAACAAGAAAUCGUACUAAGAUCGUGCGUGAUCUACGCGUCGCCGACGUUAUCAACCCACUCAUAGAGAGAAAAAUUAUAAUGCCGCGCCAAAAGGAAGAACUGCAGCAAUUUCGGGGGGAACAGCAGACGGCGGAAUUCCUUGACAUUCUGGUACAAAGAGGACCACAGGCGUUUCCAGUCUUCCGCGAAGUACUGAGAGAAAACCACCGUCACUUGGCUGAUCUACUUGAAGAUGCUGACGGCGGAAGAGUCCAACCAGUGGAGCCGGAAGCAGCUAUCCCUGAAAGGGUUGGGCGUCGCGAAUCUUCGUCUGACGACAGCUCUGAGGAUGAAGGAUGGCUGCCAUCCUGGGAACAGUUGACUGCAUACCUGGGCUACAUGUCGGCCAAAGACCCCACCUUAGUCACAGCGCUCAUCAGCCUUCUGACGACCGUGGAGCGCGCGCUGAUGAUCUGUCUCGUCGCCAUCGAUGUGGUGAACUGGGUCCGCAGCGAGCGGUGCAGUCUGGAGGGGAUCCUCAGGAGCAUCGUGCUGCCGCUUGUUCUGCAUCCCAGCCACAACUUCCUGCUGUUCCCCGUUCUGGCUUCCUGGUUCAUCGCGGGGAAACUGGACCAUCUUCGAGAUCUGACUAAGUUUAUCAAACGGACUAAAGACGCUCUAAGGGCAGGACAAGGAGGAGAGACAACACCAGAAGAGCUGAGAAAAAAGGAGGAGCGUCAGCGACGGUACAUGAAGUCUGUGGCAGACGCACUCUUAUUACUAAUCGUCCUCCAAACACUGGCGUUUUCUCACGCUUAUUACAAACACGUCUACAUCGGAAUGGAGUUCAGAAUCAACAUCUUGGACGAAGCAAAUGUAAACGGAGUCUUGUUUUGUGUUGGGCUGUUUGAUGUACUCGUAAAAGUGUUCGUUUAUGGCCGCUACUAUCGUGGAAGGAACCCAAAAAAGCUGCUGCAACGGUUUGACGUCCGCGUGCACUAGCCUUUACAGACGCUAUUACUAGUAUCCUGUGCACUACUUCUCUAUAUACAUGUAUGUGUAUUUUGUUUGCUGCAUUGAUUGUUAACACUUAUGUUAUGAUCAUAUGAUCAGAUUUUUGCAAAAAAAAUGAAAAAAGAGGAGCCUUUUACUAUGCCGUGAAAACCAGAAUUGGUAUUCAGUCAUAUUUUCCAUGCAGGUAAUAAUGCUGUCCUAUCAAACAGGAAAUAAACUAGAAAGGUAACAUUUGCAAAGCAAAUACAUAUUGUUAAAACUAGAACGGUGACAUUAAUUUUGCAAAGCAAAUGCAUAAUGUUGACCUUCGCAUAUCAAUUCUUACUCAAACACAUUUAUAUAUAUGGUGACAGGAGUCUAAAUCCCUCCUACUAUAAAGUUGCAACAUGAUGUAACCCAAAACUAGUUGCUAGUACAUACAAAAUGGCAAGCCAAGUUCAGGAGGCCAAGUUCAGUUUUUUCACGAAUGAUGCAUAUGGCUCAAACAAACAAACAAACAAACAAACAAACAAACAAACAAACAAACAAGUUAUGGUUGAAGUUCAAGGUAAGUGUCGUCUACCGCCUCGUACGGAGUGGAAUCUUCCCUUGCGAUGGGCUCUACAUACUCCUCUUCCUCAUU
Branchiostoma belcheri (Belcher's lancelet) is the source of this 1642-nucleotide messenger RNA. RefSeq lists its product as uncharacterized. The record is from RefSeq and is a predicted model, not a curated record. The coding region runs from base 1 to 1008 and encodes 335 amino acids. Lineage: Eukaryota; Metazoa; Chordata; Leptocardii; Amphioxiformes; Branchiostomatidae. The transcript has 6 exons. Gene Ontology annotation, molecular function: protease binding; death domain binding. Gene Ontology annotation, biological process: regulation of apoptotic process.